This is a messenger RNA of Aphanomyces invadans, 1779 nucleotides long. RefSeq lists its product as hypothetical. Lineage: Eukaryota; Oomycota; Saprolegniomycetes; Saprolegniales; Verrucalvaceae. The transcript has 6 exons. The coding region runs from base 10 to 1344 and encodes 444 amino acids. Gene Ontology annotation, cellular component: nucleus. Gene Ontology annotation, molecular function: protein binding. The record is from RefSeq and is a predicted model, not a curated record.
CUUGAAUUGAUGCACGAGCAGCGGCAACUUGAAGGCCGCGGCCAUGGCGCAGUCGCCACCAAAGCCAUUCGAGCAGGAACAUGCUUCCUGCGAUGCGAUCCCGUCGCCGCAUUACCUCUCGACAUGUCGAAAACUUGCGCUACAUGCUUUUCCCCUGGCACCAGGCGAUGUGGUCUAUGCAAAACCUUGCAUUACUGCAGCCGACCGUGCCAGUUAGCCGACUGGGCAGUGCAUGCUGCCGAGUGUACGUAUCUUUCGAAGCAUCUGCAUUCGAAUCCGAUGACUCCAACACUCCUUCUGGCAAUUCGCAUCCUUCGGUCGGAAGCGUCCAUGGCUGCCGUCGAGCAUUUGGUGUCCAACUUGGAUGCCCACGAACAGUCCAAACUUGACGAUUACCGAGACAUGGGCAUGCUGGUGCUGUCGUUCAUGACUCGCAUGAAGCUCAAGGCCGCGUUACCGACAUUGGACCGAGUCGUGACGCUGUUUGGUCAAUUCAAUUGCAACGCAUUCACGGUGUGCACGCCCGAGCAAGUGCCCGUGGGAAUCGGCGUGUUCCCAGACGCGGCCUUACUCAACCAUUCGUGCGCGCCCAAUUGCAUCCUGGCCUUCGACAAGCGUCAGUUGGCCAUACGAACGAUCCGAGAUGUCUCGAUCGGGGAAGAGCUCACGAUCUCGUAUAUCGAGCUCAUGACGUGUCGGUCGGAGCGCCAAGCAGAGCUCGAAGCUUCGUACUUUUUCACUUGCUCGUGCAUCCGGUGCAGCACGCCAGAGGACGCCGCAACGUCCGAGCUGCGGCACCCGUUGACCGACCCGACGUGCGAGUCAGAGGAACCGUCCCAUGGAGACGCUCUGUUGGGCGACAUACUCCGGCUGGAAGCAAAGGCCGACGCGUUGGAAGCGUCGCACGAUACACGCGCCGCUGUGGACUGCCGUCUUGACGCCGUCGAGAUCGCUCGGGAACUGUAUGGCCCACGGCACGCGACCGUCACCCGGACCCUUGAAACCCUGGCCAACAUCAUCACUGGCACGGAGCACGCCGCGGUUGCGACCGCGUCCGAUAUAGCCCACGCGCGCACAGCGUAUGAAUCCGCUCUUGCCAACCAGACCCACUUGUACAAGCGAUUCAACAUGGAAGCGUUCCAGGGCUUGUGCUACUUAAAGUACGCCCGCCUCUUGGUCACGCACUUCGGUUCUGGAACGAAUUCGUCGGAAGAGGCCGUCGCCGCCCUGCGCACCGCGUGCCGCUUGUUGACGCUGUCGCAUGGACAAGAUGCCCCGCUCGUCAAGGAUGCCAUUGAAUUGCUUCAUGACACACAGCGACAGACGAUGGACUGGUCCCGAUAGGUUUGCGCCACCUCCCCAUGCUUCGGCACUCGUCCGUCUCCGCAGCGGACGCUCUGUUGCCCCGAGUCUUCUUCCCCGCGCUCAAUCGGUGUGGUUUAUCCGCACUCGAUGAACGUCCCCUUGGCGACCUGUGGACUCCACCAUGCAUGGCAGCAAAAUGAAUAGAACAAAUGAGGUCCUGGCGUUUGAGCUCGAUGCCCCUGGAUGCGGAUUGAGCACGGCCCUCUGGCCUGGAAUCCAUCAGUUGCACAUGACGACGUCGUCCGUCCCCGCCAACGAGGCAACUGUCUAUGCCAGUGCGACAGCAUCUUCUCGUGUGCUACUUGCGACGGGCAGCACCUUUGCGACCCCCCCGCGUGCAUGGCUUGCAGGAAAACCCGGCAUCGAUCUCAUCCACUUCGACCGAACCUCGCCUCGUUGAGUAGUCACCAGAGC